Molecule: messenger RNA, 973 nt
Organism: Andrographis paniculata
Lineage: Eukaryota; Viridiplantae; Streptophyta; Magnoliopsida; Lamiales; Acanthaceae
Product: kiwellin-1-like
Exons: 1
Coding region: 1-564 (187 amino acids)
Source: RefSeq, a predicted model, not a curated record
AUGAAGAAUGUGUUCAUCUCCUCGUUUAUAUUUCUAUCUUUCUACAUUUUGAUUGCAUUGUCAUCUGUCGAUGCAGCUGGCUGCAAGUCCAGCGGAAAGAUUAAGGGCAAGAAGCCGCCGAAAGACAAGUGCAACACAUCCAAUGAUUCGGAAUGCUGCGAGGAAGGCAAGUACUACGACAUCUACAAAUGUUCGCCUAAGGAAUCUGGUAGGACCAAGGCUGUGUUGACUCUGAAUGGGUUUGAAAAAGGUAAGGACGGAGGGGGGCCUGCAGAGUGCGACGGGCACUACCACUCGGACAACAUCCCGAUUGUGGCGAUGUCGACGGGAUGGUUCAACAAGAUGAAGAGGUGCUUCCAGAACGUGACCAUUUAUGGGAGAGGGAAGAAAGUGACUGCUAUGGUGAUCGACGAGUGUGACUCGACUAUGGGUUGUGACGAGGAACACGACUACCAGCCUCCGUGCCCGAACAACAUCGUUGACGGGUCGAGGGCUGUGUGGGAGGCCUUAGGAGUACCUAAGAAGGAUUGGGGACUAAUGGAAGUACAAUGGGAGGAUGCAUGAUGGGGAAAUGAUGAAGAUGUGUGGUCAGGAUUUUAUCAAGGUGCGUCGUUGCGACGGAAACUAAUAAGGGCAAGGCGUUCGAAACGGGUUCGAUAACCAGUGCCCAUUGAUUGAAAUAACUUGCUCUACUAUUGAGCUAUGGAGUUCAGAUCUUUAGCUACGGUGGUCUGAAAAUCUAUUUCCUAUGUUCUCUCACAUAUUUGAAUAAAUUCUAUCUUAAGAAUAGAUCAUCGAAUUGCUACAUAAAUGACCAAAUAAUAACGAUAAUAUAAACUCAAGCAAGCAUAGGCCAAUACUAUCAUCUUAAACAAGUUUCAGCACGAAAACUCAUCUAAAAUAAUGUAGGCAAUGGCAAAUGAAAGUACCUUAUAUCAUCAUUCAGAAAUAUCCCUCAAGAAGAACGCUCUUU